Alternaria novae-zelandiae is the source of this 1287-nucleotide messenger RNA. RefSeq lists its product as uncharacterized. The transcript has 3 exons. The coding region runs from base 1 to 1287 and encodes 428 amino acids. The record is from RefSeq and is a predicted model, not a curated record. Gene Ontology annotation, biological process: ubiquinone biosynthetic process. Gene Ontology annotation, molecular function: oxidoreductase activity; FAD binding. Gene Ontology annotation, cellular component: mitochondrion. NCBI's taxonomy places the organism in Eukaryota, Fungi, Ascomycota, Dothideomycetes, Pleosporales, Pleosporaceae.
AUGCCGAAGAUUAAUCACGUCGUCAUCGUAGGAGCUGGCCCUUCCGGUCUCUUGCUUGGAAUCCUCCUAGCGAAGAACCUGAGCAUCAAAGUUACCAUACUCGAUGCGGAUACCAAGAUCAACGACAACCCGCGGGCUGCUCACUAUGCGCCUUCAGCGGUCUACGACUUCCAUCGCGCAGGCAUCAUAGACGAUGUACGUGCUGUCGGGCUGCACCCCAAAGGUGUAUGCUGGCGAUUGCAAGAUGGAACUUUCUUGGGUGGCAUGGGCCGCGACCCAGAAGACUCAAAAUACGCAAUGGUUGUGCUACCGCUCGAUCAAUUAGGCCCCCUACUUGUGAAGCAUUUUGAAAGCUACCCGAACACCGAGAUCAAGUGGGGCCACAAAUUGACCGGUGUGGAACAAGACGACAACAGCGCGACCGCGGUUGUCGAGACAAAGGAUGGCGAGAAGAAGAAGAUUACAGGCGAUUAUCUAGUUGGUGCUGAUGGCGCAUCGAGUGGUGUGCGCACAGCGUUAUUCGGAAAGGAAUAUCCGGGAGAGACGCUGAAGGCGCAAAUUGUUGCUACCAAUGUCUACCUACCAUUCGACGAACGCUUCGACUGGUGGGAUUCGAACUUCAUCGUCCACCCCACGGAUUGGUACAUGGCCGCCAAGAUCACCAACGACGGCCUCUGGCGAGUGACAUACGGCGACUCUGAAGGCCUCUCAAAAGAAGAGCUCGUGAAACGUCAACCCCUCCGCUACGAGCAAAUUCUGCCCGGUCACCCCAAACCCAAUGAGUACAAGCUCAAGAGCAUGAGCCCUUACAAACUCCAACAAAGAUGCGCGCCCAGCUUCCGCGUAGGCCGAAUUAUACUAGUCGCCGACGCAGCGCAUCUGUGCAAUCCAUUCGGCGGUAUGGGUCUCACAGGCGGUUUCGCCGACGUAGGCUCCCUCUACGACUGCUUCACCGGCAUCCACCUCGACGAACUCGACGACUCCAUCCUCGACAAGUACUCUGAAAUCCGCAUCAAGAUCUGGCGCGAGAUGAUCGACCCCAUGUCGCGCGAAAACUUCCACCGCCUCUGGGACCCCGAGCACGAGGAGAAGAGGAAGGAGUUCUUCAAGAUGUGUGAGAGGGCGAGUGAUGAUCCGGUGUGGGGGAAGAGCGUUGCAGAGACUAUACAUCAAGUUCGACAUGAUUUCACGCAGUACUUUAAGAGUAAGCAGAACGUGAGUGGGAAAGCGAUGGGGGAGCUGGCCACGGCAAAUGGGGUGUUGGCGGAGAAUAGCGCGGCGGCGUAG